UCCUUAUUUCCCGACCUUGUUUCUCGCGUUCUAUUCGGUUUGGUUCCAUCUCUCUUCAGACGGAAAAUGGCCGACAUUGUUGUGAUUUUCGAUUUCGACAAAACCAUCAUCGAUUGUGACAGCGAUAACUGGGUCGUGGACGAGUUGGGUUUCACCGAGUUGUUCAACCAGCUUCUUCCCACCAUGCCCUGGAAUUCUCUCAUGGACAAGAUGAUGGAGGAGAUUCAUGCGGAAGGGAAGACCAUUGCCGACAUUGUUGAGGUUCUUAAACGAACACCGAUUCAUCCCUGGAUCGUCCCCGCCAUUAAAUCAGCUUAUGCUUUAGGGUGUGAACUCCGGGUUGUUAGUGAUGCAAACACGUUCUUCAUCGACACAAUUCUUGAACACCUAGGAUUGAGGGAAUGUUUCUUGGAGAUCAACACCAACCCUAGCUUUGUCGACGAUGAAGAGAAGCUAAGGAUCUUCCCUCACCAUGAUUUCACCAAGAGCUCCCAUGGAUGCAGCCUCUGUCCUCCAAAUAUGUGCAAGGGGAUGGUGAUUGAGAGGAUUCAAGCUUUAUUAGAAGGGAAGAAGAGAAUUAUAUACCUUGGAGAUGGAAGCGGGGAUUACUGCCCGAGCUUAAAGCUUGGAGAGACAGACUACAUGAUGCCAAGGAAGAAUUUUCCGGUGUGGGAUUUAAUUUGCAGGAAUCCGGUGUUGAUCAAAGCUGAGAUCCAUGAAUGGAGCGAUGGUGAAGAACUGGAGAAAGUUUUGCUGGGAAUAAUCAACACGGUUGCUGUUGAAGAAGAUGAAGACAAAUAUUCACAAUUGGCAUCUGCCGUCGUUGAUUGCAAGAUGCAGACAAUAUCGGCAUCGACAAAUGUCUUGCCUCAAGCUCUGCCGGUUCCACAGUAG
Messenger RNA from Hibiscus syriacus, 894 nucleotides. Its product is annotated as inorganic pyrophosphatase 1-like. The transcript has 4 exons. The record is from RefSeq and is a predicted model, not a curated record. NCBI's taxonomy places the organism in Eukaryota, Viridiplantae, Streptophyta, Magnoliopsida, Malvales, Malvaceae. Gene Ontology annotation, molecular function: phosphatase activity. Bases 67 to 894 code for a protein of 275 amino acids.